This is a messenger RNA of Physeter macrocephalus (sperm whale), 1188 nucleotides long. RefSeq names its product PR/SET domain 12 (gene PRDM12). Bases 1 to 1188 code for a protein of 395 amino acids. The record is from RefSeq and is a predicted model, not a curated record. Gene Ontology annotation, cellular component: nucleus. The transcript is spliced from 6 exons. Gene Ontology annotation, molecular function: histone methyltransferase binding. Lineage: Eukaryota; Metazoa; Chordata; Mammalia; Artiodactyla; Physeteridae. Gene Ontology annotation, biological process: regulation of gene expression; neurogenesis.
AUGAUGGGCUCCGUGCUCCCGGCUGAGGCCCUGGUGCUCAAGACAGGGCUGAAGGCGCCGGGGCUGGCGCUGGCAGAGGUCAUCACCUCCGACAUCCUGCACAGCUUCCUGUACGGCCGCUGGCGCAACGUGCUGGGCGAGCAGCUCUUCGAGGACAAGAGCCACCACGCCAGCCCCAAGACAGCCUUCACCGCCGAGGUCCUGGCGCAGUCCUUCUCGGGCGAGGUUCAGAAGCUGUCCAGCCUGGUGCUGCCGGCCGAGGUGAUCAUCGCGCAGAGCUCCAUCCCCGGCGAGGGCCUCGGCAUCUUCUCCAAGACGUGGAUCAAGGCGGGCACCGAGAUGGGCCCCUUCACCGGCCGCGUCAUCGCCCCGGAGCACGUGGACAUCUGCAAGAACAACAACCUCAUGUGGGAGGUGUUCAACGAGGAUGGCACGGUGCGCUGCUUCAUCGACGCCAGCCAGGAGGACCACCGAAGCUGGAUGACCUACAUCAAGUGCGCGCGGAACGAGCAGGAGCAGAACCUGGAGGUGGUCCAGCUCGGCGCCAGCAUCUUCUACAGAGCCACCGAGAUGAUUCCUCCAGACCAGGAGCUGCUGGUGUGGUACGGAAACUCACACAACACCUUCCUGGGGAUCCCUGGCGUGCCCGGGCUGGAGGAGGAGCAGAAAAAGAACAAGCAUGAGGACUUCCACCCGGCGGACCCGGCGGCUGGCACCUCGGGCCGCAUGCGCUGCGUCAUCUGCCACCGCGGCUUCAACUCGCGCAGCAACCUGCGCUCGCACAUGCGCAUCCACACGCUGGACAAGCCCUUCGUGUGCCGCUUCUGCAACCGCCGCUUCAGCCAGUCGUCCACGUUGCGCAACCACGUGCGCCUGCACACGGGCGAGCGCCCCUACAAGUGCCAGGUGUGCCAGAGCGCCUACUCGCAGCUGGCCGGCCUGCGCGCCCACCAGAAGAGCGCGCGCCACCGGCCGCCCAGCGCCGCGCUGCAGGCCCACUCGCCCGCGCUGCCCGCGCCGCACGCGCACGCGCCCGCGCUCGCCGCCAUGAGGACACUGAGGGGCGACGUCCUUUUCGCGGGCCGCCCAGCUGGGGCAGCUGCUCGGCCGCCUCCUCUUCAGGGGAUCCCCAUGCUUGGCCUCACCCCUGAGUCUCCCUCCUCUUGUGGAGUCGGCUGCGCAGGCUGA